CCCUGCGCCAUUCCCCACUUUGCACCAGUUACAUUUCUUCAUUCAUAACUGUUAAUGUUUCUUGCUUCCAUUGCCGUUCCCAUCUCUCUUUACUCCUUUCUUCACAUGGGUUUUACUUGAAAUCCCUCAAUUUCCAAUGGGUUGUGUUAUAUCCAAGCAAACAGUGUCUGUCACGCCGGCGAUUGAUCAUUCCGGCGCCUUUCGCGAUUAUUCAACAUUCUCAAGUUCAAAUCGGAGCCGUCGAAGUGGGAUAGAUGGAUUUGAGGAGAAAAGGAAAAAGAAGAAGAAGAUCGAAUCGUGGGUGAAUAAUGAGAACGAUGUUACUGAUUCAAUAAGCUUUAGGUUGGGGAAUUUACAAAAGUACGUUGAAGGAGAACAGGUCGCCGCCGGCUGGCCGGUUUGGCUCAGCACUGUCGCCUCUGAAGCCAUCCAUGGCUGGUUACCCAUUUCCCCCGAUUCGUAUGAAAAGUUGGAGAAGAUUGGACAAGGAACAUACAGUAAUGUAUUCAGAGCAAGAGAUCUAAAAACAAACAAGAUUGUGGCUCUAAAAAAAGUUAGAUUCGACAAUUUAGAACCCGAAAGUGUUAAAUUCAUGGCACGAGAGAUCACGGUUUUACGCAGGCUUGAUCAUCCCAACAUUAUAAAACUAGAAGGCUUAGUAGCAUCAAGAUCAUCUUGUCAAAUCUUCCUUGUUUUUGAAUACAUGGAACAUGACAUUUCUGCUCUUUUAUCUUCACCAAAUAUCAGUUUCAAUGAAGAACAGGUUAAAUGCUACAUGAAGCAGCUCUUAUCUGGGCUUGAACAUUGCCAUUCUAGAGGAAUAAUGCAUAGAGACAUUAAAGCUGCAAAUCUUUUGGUUAAUAAGGAUGGUUUGCUGAAAGUAGCUGAUUUUGGAUUGGCUAAUUUCGUUAAUCAGAAUCGGUUUGGUCAUAAACCAACGCUAACUAGUCGGGUUGUGACUCUUUGGUAUCGACCUCCUGAACUCUUGUUAGGCUCCACUGAUUAUGGUGUUACUAUUGAUCUGUGGAGUGCUGGCUGUGUUUUUGCUGAACUUAUGAUUGGUAAACCGAUACUUCAAGGCAGAACCGAGGUUGAACAAUUACACAAAAUCUUCAAGUUAUGCGGUUCGCCUUCUGAAGAUUAUUGGAAAAAAUCGAGAUUACCUCACACAGCAAUGUUUAAGCCACAGCAUCCUUACGAAAGUUGUCUUCGAGAGACAUUCAAGAAUCUUCCUGAAACUGCUGUGGAGUUGAUAGAAACAUUGCUGUCUUUUGAGCCGCGUAAAAGAGGAACAGCUGCUUCAGCCUUGGUAUCGAAUUACUUCUCAAUGAAUCCAUGUGAAUGUGAUUCGUCGCCUUUACCAAAAUAUGUUGAUUUAAAUCGUCGUCAAGAACAAGAACAACCUAGGAACAGAUCGGUUCCAGAACUUUUGGGAUCAAGUGGAUUUGCAUGGGCAAAAAGACGAGUGAAAGAUUCAUCGGUUCCAGCCAAAAGGAACGAUAAUAUCAUGAUUCAAAGGAGUCGAACUAAGCCAAGGGAUAAAGUUUCGAUUCAUACAAUGGUUAGACAAUUAGGAUGGCCUGAUUCUUACCAUUCACAAGAAUUAUCUCAGGAUUUAUAUCAAAGACGCAAGAGAAUUGGAUCGGUAAAAUUUAUGUUUGGUUUUUAAUGUUGUAUAUUGACAUUCAUCGAGUUUUUAUGAGGCGGUUAUUGCUCUUAUUUGGAUGCAGAUUGAUCCGGUUGAAGGGCGAAAUAUUGAUUAUUCCCGACAUUUUUUUGAAUUUUAGGAAGCCCUCUUGGUGUUUUUGUCACUCGAACUAUAUGUAUAAAUUCAAUAUCUUCAAUUCUUCAUAUAAAAUGAA
Molecule: messenger RNA, 1862 nt
Organism: Impatiens glandulifera
Lineage: Eukaryota; Viridiplantae; Streptophyta; Magnoliopsida; Ericales; Balsaminaceae
Product: protein IMPAIRED IN BABA-INDUCED STERILITY 1-like
Exons: 5
Coding region: 137-1669 (510 amino acids)
Biological process (GO): protein phosphorylation; positive regulation of transcription elongation by RNA polymerase II
Cellular component (GO): nucleus; cyclin-dependent protein kinase holoenzyme complex
Molecular function (GO): RNA polymerase II CTD heptapeptide repeat kinase activity; ATP binding; cyclin-dependent protein serine/threonine kinase activity
Source: RefSeq, a predicted model, not a curated record